This is a messenger RNA of Lycium barbarum (goji berry), 462 nucleotides long. Its product is annotated as probable 2-oxoglutarate-dependent dioxygenase AOP1. The coding region runs from base 1 to 462 and encodes 153 amino acids. Lineage: Eukaryota; Viridiplantae; Streptophyta; Magnoliopsida; Solanales; Solanaceae. The transcript is spliced from 2 exons. The record is from RefSeq and is a predicted model, not a curated record. Gene Ontology annotation, molecular function: dioxygenase activity.
AUGGUUAUGGAGAGUUUGGGGUUGGAGAAGUCCAUUGAGGAGCAGAAUGAAUCAUCAAAUUAUGUACUCAUUAUCAACAAGUAUAGAAAACCUACAAGGGAUGAGAGUGGAAUUGGAUUAGCUCCACACAAAGAUAAAAACAUUCUAACUAUUGUAUUCCAGAUUCAAGUAAAUGGAUUGCACAUGCAGAGGAAGAAUGGGCAGUGGGUUGAUGUUGAGUUCUCACCUAAUUCUUUUCUAGUCCUUAUUGGAGAUGUUUUUGAGGAUCAAGAAAGGUUCUCUAUAGGACUUUUUACAUUUCCCAAAGAAGGCUAUCUUGUGAAGCCCCCAGAAGAGCUUGUAGAUGAAGAGCACCCUUUGGUUUACAAGCCAUUUGAUGGUAUUAAAUAUGUUCAAUUCUUUAAAUCAGAGGCUGGACAAAAAGCAGGCCAUGGUAGUCUCAAGGCUUAUUGUGGUGUUUGA